Molecule: messenger RNA, 4509 nt
Organism: Leguminivora glycinivorella
Lineage: Eukaryota; Metazoa; Arthropoda; Insecta; Lepidoptera; Tortricidae
Exons: 4
Coding region: 136-2262 (708 amino acids)
Molecular function (GO): phosphotyrosine residue binding
Source: RefSeq, a predicted model, not a curated record
CGCUAUAGAAAGUCCGCCAGCUUAGACGCCCCACACGUUGCCGCGCGUCCCAACUUGCCCAAGCGAUUCUCUGUCGCAGAGGAUGGCUUUCGUGAGCUAGAGCGGUCAUCCUCUUCGUCGGGUGAGAGCGCGUGGAUGCCGCCAAGGCGCCGUGGGCGUGACGCGGCCGGCUGCGCGUGCGCCGCGCCUGAAGAUGUAGAGGAGCACCGACCUUCUCGUAGCGUCUUUUACGUGCCGGCGCCGCUGCCACGCUGGCCGCAAGAGAUGACCACCCGCCAAAUAUACGAAACAGCCUUUGACUGUAAAAUCGCACGUUCAGACGAUGACUUGGACGAUUUUGAUCGCGUCAGCAACCACCCUGCACUUUUACAAGCUGAGGACAGGAAAGUUAUAUCUUCCGCAUCGUCUGCCUUUGAAGCUGUAGAACGUGGUGAACCAGAUUACAAAGGCCGCCGAAAAGUUACAAUGAAAACUGAUAGCGUCCGUCGAUCAAAGAUUCCUACUAUCCGCCAGAAAAGAGAAAACGAAAGCAAUGCGUCAGCGUUAUCUGAAGAGCUUGAAAAAAUACACAUCGAUGAGGAGGAUCGCAAUGCUUCCACUUCUCAAUUACCACUACGUGGUUACACGCCCUCACCUCCGUCGACAGCUCCCCUGCCAACAAAAUUUCAGCAGAAAGACGGCUCCGCCAUGAAUAGCAUCAAAAGUGCCCCAAACUUGCCGCAGACGCAACCAGCUCAUCCGCGGCUGAAGGACUUACGGUUACCUGUAAAAUCAUUGCGAGCACGUGAAAUGCCAACGAGUAGCGACGCUAGCAUGGUUGAUUUAAAGGGCUCUGCGUCCACUGAACUCGACGCUGCGCACCGCUUAAGCGCUGGUCGUGAAUCUCGUGACGCCGAUGAUGAGAGGGGGCAAUCGAAGGACGGUAUUUUUUUAGAGAUUAAGGGCCGACCCACUUCCGAUUCUGACACACCAGAAAUGAAUCGACACACAGGGCCAAAGGGGGUCGGUCCUAUAAUGGAAUUCAAAGGUAGGCCCGGGGCUCCACGUCCGAGGCGCAAAUACUCCAGCACCGAAAGUAUGGCAACCAGCAGUAGCGGUGGAAGUAUGGAAUCCCUUCGGAGUAGCACUAGUGAGGACAGGAGCAGUAGUAGUUCAGAAAGCCGACGGUCGUCUUCUCUUAGUUCACAUAGUUCAGAUUCCGGCAAUGUCCCUUUCACGAAAUCACAUCAUAUGCAGCUGUCGGGGUUUGGCCAUCACAAUAACAAACUUCAUAUUCUUAGUCCUAUAUCAGACAAGUCAUCGCAAGAACCAGCAUCUGAAACGUCUGAUAAUAACAGAAAUAACAACUCACAAAAAGUAUCUCCUGAGGACGUCGAAACUGGAAAUACGAUACAGACGACUGUUGAAAUUGUAGCAAAGCCUAAAAGGCGUGCAUUACAAAACCGGAAUUUAUUAAAUCUUACAUUCCGUCAUUCAACAACAGCGGGUGACGCCGAAAUUCAAGGAUCUGAUAGUGGUAUAUCAAUUCACUCCCGAGAGGGUGUCGACUCAAGAAAUACAUUUAUCAACUUUAAGAACAGCAAUGCUGAGGAAGAGCGUAAAGAUCCGGACCAAGAUCUUUCAGAUCUUCCAUUCGAUAUGCCGAAGUUAAGAAGACGACGAGCAGAAGCCGAAGCAGAUCUGAGAUCCCUGCCGUUUGAUAUGCCCAAGUUACGUCGUAAAUUGCGAGGACAAUCGCUGCAGCUAAAUAAUGACUUUGGAAGUGUCAUUUCAAAUGCAUCUUCCAGCCAAAGCGUCCAGGACUUAAAUCUAGGUAACAAGCACAAAGAGAAAUUGUCGUUGAACUUUGAUAGUGGAAGUGGUUCCGGCAGCUCCAAGGGGUUGCACCUUAACCUGGGACCCAUAGUUCCACCGAGAGAUCUUGUCGACGCAUCGCUACCGCUUGAUAGACAAGGGUGGUAUCACGGGACGCUGACGCGCGUCGAAGCAGAAAGUUUACUAAGGGAUGCAGAUGAGGGCGCUUUUCUAGUACGAAACAGCGAAUCUGCGAAACACGACUAUUCAUUAAGCUUAAAGUCAACCCGUGGCUUCAUGCACAUGCGAAUCUGUCGCAACACCGAAGGGUACACCUUGGGUGGCGCGGCCACGGCAUUCCCUACCGUCCCUGCCCUGAUGCGUCACUACGUCACCGCACAAAGACUGCCAGUCAGGGGCGCGGAGCACAUGGCCUUAUCCACACCCUUACCCGCUGUUCUACUAUGAACACGUCUAUUCGACGUUUGGGAAAAACCUGUGAAAGAACUUCGAGGGCAAUCAAAAAUGAUUGAGGAGAAGUUACGCUGAUUCGAAUCAGAGAAGAAAGGAUAUUCAUAUUUAGUGUCCUUUACUUUUUGAUCUGUAGCAGCACAACGCUAUUUAAUGUACUUUUAAGGUAAAAGGACUAAGUGAAAAUUACCAAAGAAUUAGAUUGUAAUUAUGUAUCAUUUGCUAAGGAAAUGCUUCAUGUAUUUAAUUAUUGGCCAGAAUUGUGUAGUCUGCGCUAUGAAAGAAUUUCCGGUGGUUUCUUUGGUUGGACAAACUACAGAUGUAUUCUGUGAGUAACACUACUAUUAUGCUAGUCCCACAUCGCGGCAACUUGUACAAAGAAUAUUAUGAUUAUUUAUUCACGUAUUAAUCAAACAACGUUUUCAAUAUGUUAUUAAAUAUGUAACGAAAUAGUUUACGCUAUUCAUCAGUUAAAUUUAGCAUGUGUUAUUUAGCUAACGAACAUGAUAAACGAUUGACGCAAAGAAUGAUAAUUGAUAACCUUACAAUAGUCAAAAUAUGUUAUGCUAUAACCGUAUUAUUCGACAGCUAUUUACGCAACUAUACCGUAUUCAACUAUUUAUUGAUUCAGCGCUAUAAUAAGUGCAGUUAUGUAUAUAAUUAUCGAUAUUUACUUAUAUUUUACUCAAGGCCUAAAGCUCUCAAUAAUUUUUAUAAUAACCAUUUGUGAAACUCCAUAUGAAUGGAUGUAUUCCAUUUAUUUCUGAACGAAAGCGCGUGUGUAUUUGUUUUUCUUAUAAUAUUGUACUUUCUUAUACAUAUGAGAAGAUCGAUGUCGGUAGUAGAUGGUACGUGUUGAUAACAAGUUUCGCAAUCUUGUUGAGAUGAUGUUAACCGGUAGAAUUGGUGACUGCUAGUAGAAGCCAAAGUAGGCAUAAAACUUAGUAUUAUUUCGUGUGCUUUUUAAAUGGGCGUCUUAGCUUUUGGCUGCCUCAAUGUUUAUUCCAACAGUAUGACUGAUUCCUACAUAUAGAUAGGGACUUGCGAAUGCAUUUCUUUGUGAAACAGAACUGUAUUACUCGUAAGGAUUUUAUUUAAUAGUAAGCUUUCGCCUGUGUAAUUUAACGGCACUUAAAUUCUGUAUUUACUAUAGAAAAGAUUGCACAUGUUAUGUAACUUUCACAUUGACUUAUUUAUAUUUUUUGUUAAGUAUUAGAUGUAAGUAGAGUAUGGCGAAAAUGGGGCCCUUGAAUGAUUAUGAACCCGACCACGGAAGGCCGUGAGCGACGGGUGAAACUUGGCGAAUAGUAUAGAUUCAGUAGACGCCAUGUUAAAAGUGAUUUCUGUGAUUUUGAUACAAGAAAAGCCAAAAAAUGUUGCAUGUUUAGUUAAAGACAUCUCUUAAUAUUUAUUACUUAAUUUAAUUGUAACGUAUCGUAACCUUUAUUCAGUCGCUAACAAACCAUUUGAAAAACGUAAUUUUCAAUUCACAGUUUUCUUUUAUAUUUUUUUUGCUACGAAACCGUGUGUGGGCUCUUUAUGUGGUUAGUGACUGUCAAAUUGAUGAAAAUCAAAACGAUCUCAUAUUCUUCCUCUAAUGCUUCAGUUACCUUAGACUUAAUUUAUUUAAUUUGUACCUGAUUUUGAAGUAAUAUACGUUGUUUGAAACUUAAAUUACGUUUUUAACAGAUUUAUUUUGUUAUAAUGGUUUAAUUUUAGCUAUAGUGAUAGUACUAAUCGGUAGUUUUGUAUGGGAACGAGCGAAUUUGUAUGUGAGACAGUUUUACACGAUAUGUACGUAAGCAUUAAACCACCGCAGCGCAGCUUAUGCAAGCGUGCAACUAAUUUUAACUAAAUAGAUUUUACUCUUAGCUUUUAAGUACCUAAGCCUAGCAUACCAUGGGUCGGAAGCUAUAACUUAGAUGUUUUUCUUAGAAACGAACACUAAAAACUUACUUACCUUGCUAUUAAAAUAGAAAAAUAAAUAAGAUUUCCUAGCUCCCCUCAUGGUUAUUGUUAGCUCUCAAAUAUUAUGUAGUAAACGCAUAAUGGACGGUAGGAUAGUGAUAUAUUGUUAAAUUCUAAAUUUGAAAAAUUUUGAAAACGUGUCAAAUUUUUUUUUCAAAAAUGAGGAUGUAGGUCCGGAUCAAAAGUUAGGUAAAAAUUAUAGCUUAACGUAGUUAUAAUCAAUUGUAAUUUUGAAAAUGUAGUUUGAAAUUGAUGAAAUAAAUUCCUUAAAAAAUA